GCGGUUUUUUAGUCACAUGAUGCACGUCUUCUCCUCUGUAGCGCGCAGAAGUAGUUUUUGAAAGCGGGCGGGAGCGCGUAUAACUGUCUGGUAGUAGAGUGUGUGAGAGGGAAGGGUGUCAGACUCACCGGAGACGGAAUACAGACGUAUAUUUUAUACAGGGACCGGCGGAGACGGAAUACAGCCGUAUAUUAUAUACAGGGACCUCCGGAGAGAAGACGUCAUCACAAUGACUGUGGAGAAGAAAGGAUUUCAGAUUAAAGAAGCCUUUGAUUUGGCUCAGAAGCCGCACCAGAACCUCGCCAAGCUGGUCACCGGGCUCAGGACCACCUAUGACCAGAUUGAAGACAAAACCAUCUUUCUGGAAGAAUUCGUUCACUACCUGAAAUACCCCUUGAUAGUUUACAGGAGGGAGCCCGCUGUGGAAAGAGUUAUGGAUUUUGUGGCAAAGUUUGUAACUUCUUUUCACAACUCUAAUGAUGAGGAAGAUGAGAUGGAUGAAGAAAACUCCCCAGUCAAUUAUUUAUUUAAUUUCCUUCUUCAGUCCCAUGUGGCAAACAGCAUGGCAGUGCGGUUCAGGGUUUGCCAACUUAUUUAUAAACUACUGGUAAAUUUACCUGAAAAUGCUCAAAUUGAUGAUGACUUGUUCGAUAAGAUCCACGAUGCCAUGCUUAUCCGAGUGACUGACAGAGUACCCAAUGUGCGGAUCCAGGCGGUUCUGGCGCUGGCCCGUCUCCAGGACCCAAGUGAUGAGAGCUGUCCUGUAACAAAUGCAUACAUGCAGUUACUGGAAAAUGAUUUGAAUGCAGAAGUAAGAAGAGCAGUGCUAUCCUGCAUUGCACCCUCUGCCAUUACCUUACCAAAAAUUGUUGGGCGCACUAUGGACGUUAAGGAACAAGUCAGAAAACUUGCCUAUGAGGUUUUGGCUGAUAAAGUUCACUUAAGAGCACUUACCAUUGCCCAGAGAGUUAAGCUUUUGCAACAAGGACUUAAUGACAGAUCAGAGGCAGUAAAAGGAAUCAUGCAGAAGAAGCUACUGCAGUCCUGGUUGAAAUACACGGAGGGGAACAUCUUGGAACUUCUUCAUCGUCUGGAUGUGGAAAAUUCUCCAGAAGUUGCGGUCUCUGCACUCAAUGCAAUGUUUUCUCUCUCAUCUCCUAAUGAGCUUGUGGAGAAGUGCAAAAAUAUUGAUGAAAGGAAACUCAUCCCGCUGGAUACUUUGACUCCAGAAAAUGUUUUGUAUUGGAAAGCACUUAGUGAGUUUGUUAAAUCCAAAGGUGACGAAGGCGAAGCUGCACUAGAGCAAAUUUUACCAGAGCCAGCUGUGUAUGCAGAGUAUCUGUUAAGUUAUCUUAAAACGCUUCCUGUACUGACUGAGGAAGAAAAAGCAGAUAUGACUAAAAUUGAAGACCUGAUGACUAAAGCAUUUAUUGGGCAGCAGCUGAUUCGUAUAAUAGGCUGCUUGGAUACCAGUGAAGAGGGAGGAAGAAAACGUCUUCUUGCGGUAUUACAAGAGAUACUUAUCAUGCCCAAUGUUCCAACAUCAUUUAUAUCCCCUCUGGUGGAGAUCCUACUCCGCGUUCUAAAGGAUGAUGACCGUAGAAUCGUAACUGUAGCAGAAAUGAUUUCUGAGCUCCGAGAGCCAAUUGUCAUGGUUGACAAUCCACCAGAUGCUGCAGAGUCCAGGAAACUACAAGUGAAGAUUGCUAAUAUAAAAGUGCAACUUAUGGAAGCCAAGCAAGCCUUGGAGGAUGUUAUAAAUGCCCAAGAUUUUGGCAAGGCUUCUGAAUUAAAGGAAAAGGUGUCUGAGUUGGAAAUGGUGAAAGCGCAGCUUAUUAAAGAAGCAGAGGAACCAGAACUUAAAGAAAUACGCGUUGAAAAGAAUGACCCUGAAACGCUUCUAAAGUGCUUGAUUAUGUGUAACGAACUCCUAAAGCACAUUUCACUUUCUAAAGGACUUGGAGGAACGUUGAAUGAGAUAAUUCAAUCACUGAUACUUCCAGGAAUAACCAAUGUUCAUCCUUCUGUAAGGAACAUGGCAGUUUUGUGCAUUGGCUGCUGUGCCAUGCAAAGCAAAGACUUUGCAAAACAACACAUGACUCUACUUCUGCAGAUAUCGCAGCUUGAUGAGGUCAAGGUGAGGACCAGUGCCUUGAACGCAGUGUUUGAUCUUCUUCUGGUUUUUGGACUUGAUAUUCUAAAGCCAAAGGAAGAUGCUGGUGAUAACCCCGAAAAUAAACAGGCAGACGAAACAGAGGUGGCCCUUGAGACUGAACAGUCUGACUCUGAAGAAAAACCUGAUGAAGAAAUAAUAACGGAGACUUCUGCUUUGAAUUCCAUAUUAAAGAUGUUCUCCGACUUCCUGGACAGUGAGGUUCCAGAAAUAAGGACGGAAACGGCUGAAGGUUUAGCCAAACUGAUGUUCUCAGGAAGAUUGAAAAGUGCCAAGCUCCUGUCACGUCUGAUACUUCUGUGGUACAAUCCAGUGACUGAAGAGGACACUAAACUGCGUCACUGCCUUGGUGUCUUCUUCCCUAUCUUUGCUUAUUCGUCUCGAUCAAAUCAGGAGUGCUUUGAAGAGGCUUUUCUGCCUACGCUACAGACCCUCUUUAAUGCCCCAGCGUCUUCUCCACUUGCUGAUGUUGAUGUAUCCAAUGUUGCUGAACUGCUGGUUGAUCUAACAAGGCCAAGUGGAUUAAAAGCACAAAAGAAUAUUGCCCCAGAUUAUCAGAUUUCCACAGUACAUGACAGCUUGGCUCUAAAAAUAUGCAACGAGGUUCUGAAGGAUCCUACAUCUCCAGAUGUUCGUAUUUAUUCAAAAUCUUUGUGCUCCCUUGAGCUGUCGAAAGAGUUUGCAAAAGACCUUCUGCCAGUUUUGGACAUUGCUCUAAAGGAUAUAACAGAUAAAGUGUGCGAGAGGGCAUUAGAAAAGGUCAAGAUGCAAUUAACUAACAACAAGAAUUCCAAGGAGGAAGGUGUUGUCGCACAGGAAGCCACAAGUGUAGCGAACGUGCAAGAAAACAAAGAAGAAAAAACAAAUGAAGAAAAUGAUGAUGUCUUUGAAGAACAAAAUGCUGACUCAUCAAAAAUGAAGUCUGUAAAAGGGAAACCCAGCAAAGGUCGCAAGAAAGCGUCUUCUGUAGGCACUAGGAAGAAGAGUAGCCGGGCUUCUGAGCAGGCGGAAGGCGAUGGGGGCAAAGGGGAAGAGGCUCAGACGUCUACAGUCAGUGCAAGGCCAUCAAGAAGAGCCAAAAGCAUGGCCAUUGAAAAAACGAAAAUGAAUCUCUCCAAACUUUUAAAUGAAGAGGCAAAUGCACAGUAAUGCAGUUUUGUAAUAUGAAUACAGAUCAAAUGAUUCUAUGACUGUUAAAUAAAAGUGCCAUGUAUGUGCACAUCAACUUUAAUAUGCUGUAUAAUAAAAGUAACUUGCUUUUUGUA
Messenger RNA from Rana temporaria (common frog), 3438 nucleotides. It is a transcript of the gene NCAPG, whose product is annotated as non-SMC condensin I complex subunit G. The coding region runs from base 230 to 3322 and encodes 1030 amino acids. The record is from RefSeq and is a predicted model, not a curated record. The transcript is spliced from 21 exons. NCBI's taxonomy places the organism in Eukaryota, Metazoa, Chordata, Amphibia, Anura, Ranidae. Gene Ontology annotation, biological process: mitotic chromosome condensation. Gene Ontology annotation, cellular component: condensin complex; cytoplasm; condensed chromosome.